This is a messenger RNA of Solea senegalensis (Senegalese sole), 1138 nucleotides long. RefSeq names its product vomeronasal type-2 receptor 1-like. Gene Ontology annotation, cellular component: membrane. Gene Ontology annotation, biological process: G protein-coupled receptor signaling pathway. The transcript has 3 exons. The record is from RefSeq and is a predicted model, not a curated record. Bases 379 to 939 code for a protein of 186 amino acids. Gene Ontology annotation, molecular function: G protein-coupled receptor activity. NCBI's taxonomy places the organism in Eukaryota, Metazoa, Chordata, Actinopteri, Pleuronectiformes, Soleidae.
ACCCAGGGUCAGGAAAAACUUUUGUUGUUGUAACAAAAGCUAUGACGUUUGGAUUUCUAAAAUUGUGCAUUGUUCUGCCUAAACUUGUUCACACAGCUACAUUACACUUUGAUUUAUUAGGAUUAUUCAUUCAUUCAUUUACGAAACAUUACGUGACGAAAAAUACUGGACAACAAACACACUGAUGUAAGUAAAACUAUGUAAUUUAAAAGAUGAAAUACAAACACAAACAGAACCAUAUGUAAAUGACACACGGCGUUACUGAAGACCUGCCCCUACAGCUUGUUAUUAUGCCCUGAUAGGUGAUGUGCAAGAAUAAACAUUGUCGUAAGUCAAUAAAAUUGAUGAUGUAGUGAUGGGACUGAACUCAUUAACAGGAUGAAGGAGAUGAAAGUCAUGAGGGUAUUUUUAGACAACAAGUUUCACUUACUAAUGUUGUAUAGUUGCUUUUCCUCUGCUAUGUCCUCCUCUCUGUAUUCCUCCUCUUGUCAGUUACAGGGACAGUUUAAUCUAAAUGGGAUGCACAAAAUUGGAGAUGUGAUUCUAGGUGGACUUUUUGCAAUCAACUUCUUUUCUGAUGAAGUUGACCUGAACUUUACCUCAGAGACACAGCUGCCUACUUGUUAUGGUUUUCAUGUCAUAGGAUUCCGACAGGCUCAGACCAUGGCCUUUGCUAUUGAUGAGAUCAACAGAAACUCCAACCUGCUGCCUAAUGUGACUCUGGGAUACAGUCUGUAUGAUAACUGCUUACAAUUACGAUUUGGAUUUCCUGCAGCACUAACCUUAGUCAGUGGUCAAGAAGAGCAAUUUACAUUAGAGGAGAACUGUGUAGGAACUCCUCCAGUCCUAGGGAUUGUGGGUGAUUCUACCUCUUCAAAUUCUAUAGCCAUUUCUGCAGUCCUAGGUUUGUACAGAGUGCCUCUGGACGAUCCCAAGUGAUGCUUUUCAGGUGAAAAUCUGUCUAAAAACAAAAUGUGUCACUCAUCAUGUUAUGUGUCUCAUUUACAGAGUUGUAUGGCGUCAGAUAUACAAAACUUAAAGACAGUGAUUAAACAUGAGUCUUUGAUGAAUAAGUUCAGCAGGAUUUCUAGUGAGAGAUGAUUCCAGCCUGUGCACUAAUACAUUUGCUCUGUGUCCA